UCUAGCUGAAAUAAAUUAUUUAGGUGCACCGUUUCUGUCGCUCUGGUUUUAGCCGCGCGUCUUGUAUAGCGGGUAUCAAACGGGUGUCGAACUUGACCUGUCACUAUCAUCAGCUUGAUACGAGGGCCCUGAUCGCCAGCUCGCUGCUGUGUUCUGCCUGGCAUACUUGAAUUGAUCGAAUUUAAAGAAAAGGAAACUCCCGUGGCAACAGGACCAUGCUUCGCUUCCUGGCUGUGUCCCUGCUUGUGCUCUUCUACACUGUGCCAAUGCAGUGCGCUACAAGUACAACCUCUCAGGCCUGCGAAACAAAGCUCUGCACCGAGGACUGCGCAGAGCGCCACGGAUACCCGAUAAACGUCACCGUGGUUGGGACGUGCGAGAACGACACUUGCCGGUGCAAUUUCUACAAUUACUGCGAAGAAAAAACGUGCGCUGACGUCUGUCUCAAGGACUAUGGUCACAAGAAAAACUUGACGUCGUUAUGCAAACGCAGGAUGUGCUACUGCUACUGGCAUAAGCAAUGCGUGCAACCUGAAUGUGUGCCCUUGUGCGACGAGCGACACCCGGACAAGGAAGUCAUCGACGUGUACUGCAAGACUGACGUCUGUGUCUGCAAGUGGCGCGAAGGGGCGACAAGAACCUUGAAGCCAGGCGCGGCUCCUGUGGGUGGCCUUGAGGUCGAGAUGGAGCAUCCGCUCCGCGGAAGUCACGCGAUCUUCGUCGAUGUGGAGAGUCGCGAGGUCAAGAAAAAGUCGGCCACAUCGUGACACGCACCCAGCACGGCUUUCACUCGCGAUUCCAGACUCAUCCGAGUGAAUCAACGUUACUUUCAAUAAUAAUUUUU
Molecule: messenger RNA, 844 nt
Organism: Dermacentor andersoni
Lineage: Eukaryota; Metazoa; Arthropoda; Arachnida; Ixodida; Ixodidae
Source: RefSeq, a predicted model, not a curated record